AUGACGGCCAACGGUACACGGGGUGACUCACGACCAGUGUUCUUCUUCGACAUUGACAAUUGUCUUUACUCUAAAAAAUGCAAUAUCCAUGAUGAGAUGCAAACGUUGAUCAAUAAAUUCUUCGUCAAGCACCUUGAUCUCACCUCCGAAGAUGCCCAUAUGCUUCACCAGAAAUACUACAAGGAGUAUGGUCUUGCCAUCGAAGGCCUGACUCGCCAUCACAAGAUUGAUCCCCUCGAGUUUAACUACGAGGUGGACGACGCGCUUCCCCUUGAACGGAUUCUGGAACCGAACCCGAAGUUGCGCAAGCUGUUGGAGGCAUUGGACACUAGCAAGGUCAAGCCUUGGCUGCUCACCAAUGCUUAUGUCAAUCAUGCAAAGAAGGUGGUCAAACUAUUGGGAAUCGAGGAUUUGUUUGAGGGCGUGACCUUCUGCGACUAUGCACAGCUGCCGCUGGUUUGUAAACCCAGCCAAGACAUGUAUGCCAAGGCAGAGAAAGAGGCCGGCGCACCAAGUACUGAGUCGUGCUACUUCGUUGAUGACUCAUAUCUCAAUUGUAAACAUGCUGAGGCUCGAGGCUGGGCGACCGUUCACCUUGUGGAGCCCGGCGUUGAAAUCCCACGUAUUCCGGCGUCGAAGUAUCUGGUCUCCAGCCUUGAGGAACUACGGGUGCAUUUCCCUGAGGUUUUCAAGCCAUGA
Messenger RNA from Penicillium angulare, 699 nucleotides. RefSeq names its product putative pyrimidine 5'-nucleotidase. Lineage: Eukaryota; Fungi; Ascomycota; Eurotiomycetes; Eurotiales; Aspergillaceae. Bases 1 to 699 code for a protein of 232 amino acids. Gene Ontology annotation, molecular function: nucleotidase activity. The record is from RefSeq and is a predicted model, not a curated record. Gene Ontology annotation, biological process: pyrimidine nucleobase metabolic process; nucleotide catabolic process. The transcript has 5 exons.